UCUCCAUCACAAACAACAACUUAAAAAAUAUCAUCUCAGAGUCAUUGGCUUUGGUUUGCAAAUCAUGAAGAGGCUCAGUCCUUCACCUUCCUUGGAUGCUUUCAUGUCCACCUCUCAGCCUAAAGUUGAUUAUGCAGAGGAGAAGAGUUCAAAGAAGCACCAAAUUUACAGCAAGGAAUUCCAGGCUAUGUUAGAUGGUUUAGAUGCAGAAGACGACUUAGAAGAAGGUGGUCAAGCAACAGAGAAGAAAAGGCGUCUAUCUAUGCAUCAAGUUAAGGCUUUAGAGAAGAAUUUCGAUGGAAACAAGUUAGAACCAGAGAGAAAAGUGAAGUUAGUUGAAGAAUUGGGGUUCUGACCAAGGCAAGUGGCUAUUUGGUUCCAAAACCGAUGUGCUCGUUGGAAGACCAAGGUGUUGGAGAAAGAUUAUGCAAUGCUUAAAGCUAAUAGAGAGAAGGAACCUCCUAGAAAUUGUUCAAAUUGCUUGCAUAGCCCUCGGACAAUAGACAAUUAA
Messenger RNA from Gossypium raimondii (Peruvian cotton), 511 nucleotides. Its product is annotated as homeobox-leucine zipper protein ATHB-6. Gene Ontology annotation, molecular function: DNA-binding transcription factor activity; sequence-specific DNA binding. The record is from RefSeq and is a predicted model, not a curated record. Gene Ontology annotation, biological process: positive regulation of DNA-templated transcription. NCBI's taxonomy places the organism in Eukaryota, Viridiplantae, Streptophyta, Magnoliopsida, Malvales, Malvaceae. Gene Ontology annotation, cellular component: nucleus.